CGCUAUUGUCAUUUGUCGGAAUUGGAAGCUGAUAUUUGACAGCUGUCAGUGACGUGGCGUGGCUUGUGUUUAAUAUUUUUAUUUUUGUUUAUACUUUAUAUGUGUGGUUAAUUUUGAGUGAUUACAGCUCUUUGUGUUUGGACCGUUUAAUACUUUUAUUUUUGUUUAUGUGUGGUGAAAUUUGAGUGAUUACGGCGCUUGUUUAUUGCAGCAUAAACCAUGUCUCGGUACCGCAAAUGUCCAGUUAGAGGCUGUUAGGACAGUGUUUCAGUACGGCAUAGAUUCCUGAUCAACAAAUAUCCAACACGACUGAUGAAAUUCUUGGAAAACCAUCAACUUCAGCAUCAUCACAACAGUUGGGAGAAGUUUGCUCAGUUACCACCUCACAACCAGAAAAUCUUGAUGUAACUACAGUAGGAGUGAGGAGCAUUAUUCAGAAGCAAGUACAUGUAACCAGAGAAACCCACUUAAGUCCAAAAGCUAAAAACCUAUAUAAGAUAGCCAGUCACCUCUCUAGAGCUAACAGAAGACUAGGAUAUACAAGAAGGUUGAUCAGAAGUACCAGAAGUACACGAGAAGUAUUAAAUGAGGCAUUGCAGCAACAGACAGCACUGU
This is a messenger RNA of Acanthoscelides obtectus, 615 nucleotides long. The record is from the annotation of a GenBank genome assembly. NCBI's taxonomy places the organism in Eukaryota, Metazoa, Arthropoda, Insecta, Coleoptera, Chrysomelidae.